Cladocopium goreaui is the source of this 3149-nucleotide messenger RNA. Lineage: Eukaryota; Dinophyceae; Suessiales; Symbiodiniaceae. The record is from the annotation of a GenBank genome assembly.
AUGCUGGCUCCAACUGCCGUAGCAAUGGCUCCGGAGGUGCAUCCCUUCACGGCUGUUCUUUGCUACCUCUGGAGCGCAGUUUCUGUUCUCUUCUAUUUAUUCGCGUACUAUGUUGGAGGGGUUGCUCCAAGAUGGAGUAGUGACCUGACGAAUAUAGGCUAUCAUGCAGGAUCUGCCAUCUUGCUGAUUUUCUCGGCGUUUGUACUGGAGCUGGGAUUUUUAUGGACAGGUCUGAUGUUUGCUCAAUCUGGACAGGCAGAGCUCAAAAAGACCUUGAGGGGUCAUAGACUGAUGGACUCUUUUCUCACCUUGCUUGAGUAUGUCAUCAAAUUUGUGACAGGGAUCACAAUUUGGCAAUUUGAAGGUCCAGUUCACGUUGAUAUUUGGGCAGUAGGUGGUGAACGACCAGUCUUCUUUGUGCGCUUUGCACAGUGGGCGGUCGCAGUUCCACUGCUGAUCUUGAUAAGUAACCGGGCUUUCCUGGCAGAGUAUGGUCUCCGGAUAACGAUGAUGAGAACCCUGCCAUCCUUGAUCGUGACAUUCUGGUCGGUGUGGCUGGCUUGGCUAAUGGAGGUGACCACUGUCCCUGGACUCAGGUGGCCGUGCAUGUUCGUUAGCGCAGUGGGACUUUUUCUUCCAUUGGCAGAUCAGGUCCAGCUGUGUCUGCAGUGCCAAGGCGUCAACUUGUACAAACUGAAGUGUGCAAUGUUGAUCUAUCAGAUCGUGACGUUCAUCUUCUACGCGGCACUUUUUAUGUUUGGCCGCUUUGGUAUCAUUGAACUUUCUAUGGAGCAGAUUGUGUAUGCCUACUGUGACUCCACUGUGAAGGUGCUUCAAGGUGCUCUGCUUGCCAUGAUUCGGUCUUGCGAAGAUGCUGAGCAGAUCCACCGAUGGUAUGCGGAGGCAGUGGCCUACAAGAAGGAUUUUGACACUAUUAUCAAGCUUGCCCAUGUGCCUGUGGUGACGUUCCUUCAAGAUGGCACCAUUCUGCGACUGAAUGAAGCAGCAUCUGAGCUUUUCAACUCAACUGAUGACAAGUCCUUGGUUGGCCACAAAUUGACGGAUAUGAUCAGGAAGGACAAAAAAGAUCUCUUUGACCAAUCGGUGCAAGAGCUCUGUGAGAAAGACAAAAGUGCUGGUUCGGGAUUGCUGGAGCUCACCUGCAAGUCUCCCUACCGGGAAGAUGAGUGCUAUUUGUUGGUCAAUCUUGUGAUGGUGGACACGUAUCAGGAGGGAGUAAAGGCACUAGUUGCCAUAGGCCAAGACCUGUCUGAGCUCUGUGAAUUGAAAAGCGUUGAGGAGAAGAAAAACAGACUCAUGGCAGUUGUCUCUCACGAGAUUCGAAGCCCUCUGCAUGGAAUGAUUGGCCUGGCUGCAAGCAUGAUGGACUUGGUGACCAAUGAUGGAAUGAAGAGACAGCUUGGGAUGGUGAAGAGCUGUGCUGCCCGACUCCUGGACCUUGUGACAAAUGUCAUGGAUCUCUCCGAGUCGGAACAGCGCAAAAAGAACGCAGGGAGCAAAGCCUAUGCUGAGCAAAAGGUGAAUUUUGUUGCUAUCACCGAAGAGGCGGUUGUCAUGAGUCGAAUGGCCGUGGAUAAGGCAGGCAAGCCUUUGAUCAAAGCAGGUGUUGAGUUGAAGAACUGCACAAGGGACAUCGGCAAGGUGCCACUAGUGAAGGGUAAUCCCUACAAAUGCACCCAGAUGAUUUACAAUCUUCUCACCAACGCUUGCAAAUUCACCGUUAGCGGCUCUGUAUUUGUGUGUGCAAAGCACAUCAAGGAGCAGUCCAUCUUGGAGGUUUCCGUCGUUGACACAGGUUGUGGCAUCUCUCCGGAAGCGCAAAAACGUAUCUUCAAGCCCUUUGAGCAGGAGCACAGCAGCAGCGGCGACUCCAGAAAUUUUCAGGGCCUGGGCUUGGGUCUUGCUGUGGUCUUGGAGAUUGUGCAGAUGCAUAAUGCUUCCAUCCGUCUAGAGUCUGAGCUUGGGAAAGGCUCCAGCUUCAUCAUCUCUUUCGCCUGCAUCAACGAUGAGUUUUGUGAGGAUGUCGAGCCGGUUCCCACAGUUCCGAAGAGGCGCAGUUCGAAACCUGCGACACUGCGAGCAGUGAAGCGAAAGAGGCCACUGAUCUUGUCUGUGGAUGACUGCGAAGUCAACCAAGAGAUCAUCAAAUCUGUGCUGGCAGCAGAAUAUGAAUUAGUGUGUUGCAUGGAUGGACCAAGUGGACUAGACUGGUUGGAAAAGAACCGUGCAAAUGGUGGGCUGCUGCCGGAUGUUAUUCUGCUUGAUAUCCAAAUGCCUGGAAUGACAGGCUAUGAUGUUUGUAAGAAGAUUCGACAGCACUAUGAGGAAUCUCAUACAGCCCUGCCGAUAAUGAUGCUCUCCGCAAAUACUACAAAGCUUGCGGCUGUCAGGAGCAAGGAGAAUGGCAGCACUGAUUUCAUUGCAAAGCCGUUUGCGAAGGACUUUUUGAAGAGCAAGAUUCAGGAAGUUCUGAAGAUGAAGGAGGCAACAAGUGACUUUUCAGAGCAAGAAGACAUGCACCGUCAAAGCACGGAAGACCUUUCCAUGGAUGUUAUGGGGGCAAAGACGACGGUACUCGAAGCCGAGAAGAAUGAAAUGGAGGCUCGGGCUGUCAAGGCAGAGUUGCGCGCUGCGGUGGCAGAAUCAAAGCUCGUGGACAUGCAUCAGCUGCAAGGGCAUCCAGUGAGUCUGCAGGAACCUGGUCCGAUGACCCUUGGUAUUGACAUGGCCCAAGACAUGACAGAGCUGGAGUUUCUGCACAACGAGCUCGUCCAAAGAGAAGUCACCAUUGCUCGACUUGAGAGUGAGUUGGGCAGAAGCCGUGCAUCCAACCAGCUCAUUUCGAGACGGCUUCAGAUGCAAAAUCGUCUCAAUCAAAUGCUACAUGACACGCUGCUCGAAGGGUGCGAGGAUGACUCUGCGAGCUGCAGCCCACUGCUCAUUGAGAUGAGAGCUGUCCAGAUAGAUGACAGAUCCAAUUUUGAAACACACGACGACUUUGGCGCAUCUAUCCAAAAGAACAAAUAGGUAUAAAUAGGAUUAAAUAGGUUGUGCUUCAGGACUGAAUGCUUCAAACACCAUGUCACAGCAUUUGGCUGACCAAGGAGACUAACUUGCUCAAUGUCGUG